UGAGCCCGUAUAAUAUCAAUAAGUAAUUCUUAAAUAAGUCAACGAGAUUUUCUAAAAUUCGGAUUGUUGUUGACUUGGGAUUGUUGUUUAGCUUGGUGAAGAAAAGCCAUCAGAUUUCGAUUUCCAUCGUCUAUAUCAAGAUCAAAUAGUGAUAUGCAGAUCACAUGUCUCCCAGUUUCGAUUUCCUCGAACACUCCUCGAAUCUCAACUCCAGUUUUAUCGCUACCUUCAUAUCCUCGCCACAUUUUCAACCUCGCUUCGUUUCAAAACCGAAAACACGGUUUUUUCUCCAUAUCUUCCAAAAGAUUACAAAAAUCUCAAACUAGUUUCAGCAAAUCUGUUUUGGCUGCGAUGAAAAGUGAACAAGGAACUGAAAGUGAUGAUGCGUUUUAUAUGAGGAAAUGUGUGGAACUGGCAAAGAGAGCAAUUGGGUGUACUAGUCCUAAUCCCAUGGUAGGUUGUGUCAUUGUUAAAGAUGGUAAAAUCGUUGGCGAAGGGUUUCAUCCCAAAGCUGGUCAGCCUCAUGCUGAGGUGUUUGCUCUUCGAGAUGCUGGAGACUUAGCUGAGAAUGCCACUGCUUAUGUUAGCUUAGAACCAUGUAACCAUUACGGUAGAACGCCGCCGUGCACAGAAGCAUUGAUCAAGGCUAAGGUGAAAAGAGUUGUUGUUGGGAUGGUUGAUCCGAAUCCAAUCGUUUAUUCUUCUGGGAUUAGUCGUUUGAUAGAUGCUGGAAUUGAUGUCACUGUGGGUGUAGAAGAAGACUUAUGCAAGAAGAUGAAUGAGGGAUUCAUCCAUCGAAUGCUAACAGGAAAGCCUUUUCUCGCACUCAGGUAUUCUAUAUCUUUCAAUGGUUGUUUUCUUGACAAGAUUGGGGAAGGUGCUUUGGAUACUGGUGGAUACUACUCAAAGCUAUUACAAGAAUAUGAUGCUAUUAUUCUUUCUUCGUCGUUCUCUGAUAAGCUCUCGAGCAUUUCCUCACAAGAAGCUAAUGUUUCGAACCAACCCAUUCAAAUCAUAGUGGUUAGCAAUGCUCAACAGUCUCCCAUCUUUGCUUCUUCCAACACUGUGGAAGAAUCGGCUCCAAAAGUUUUACUGUUCACCAAAAAGGAAUAUGUUACAGAAUCCGGAAUCAGCAAUGUUGAAACCGUGGUAUGGGAAAAAAUGAAUUUGGAUUCCAUCUUGGAUUACUGUUAUCACCGUGGACUAUGCAGUGUCUUGUUGGAUUUGAGGGGAAACAUUAAAGACCUUGAAGUGCUUCUGAGAGAUGGAUUUGAGCAGAAACUGUUGCAGAAGAUAAUGGUUGAGGUUUUGCCGGAAUGGUGCGCGAAAGAUGAGAGACUGGUCGGGUCUAUGAACUGGUUAGAAUCAAAAGCUGUGAAAGAUUUGCAGCCUAAGCAAUUAGGUGGAAGCGUUUUGCUAGAGGGCUAUCUUUGAUGCUUUGAUGUAUGGAUAAUGUAAUAAGUUCGUGAGCUUUAUUUUUGGAAGCAUUGUGCUAUUAAGGUUUUUUACAGAUUUCUAGCUGGAUAAUAAAAGUUUAUAAAAAAUUGUGUUUCAAGAUUUGUUUUUCCACAAAAAUUAAUGUAAUAAUACUUCGA
Eutrema salsugineum is the source of this 1595-nucleotide messenger RNA. Its product is annotated as riboflavin biosynthesis protein PYRD, chloroplastic. Bases 154 to 1434 code for a protein of 426 amino acids. Gene Ontology annotation, biological process: riboflavin biosynthetic process. The transcript has 3 exons. NCBI's taxonomy places the organism in Eukaryota, Viridiplantae, Streptophyta, Magnoliopsida, Brassicales, Brassicaceae. Gene Ontology annotation, molecular function: zinc ion binding; diaminohydroxyphosphoribosylaminopyrimidine deaminase activity. The record is from RefSeq and is a predicted model, not a curated record.